Coregonus clupeaformis (lake whitefish) is the source of this 836-nucleotide messenger RNA. RefSeq names its product C-type natriuretic peptide 4-like. The transcript has 3 exons. Gene Ontology annotation, cellular component: extracellular region. NCBI's taxonomy places the organism in Eukaryota, Metazoa, Chordata, Actinopteri, Salmoniformes, Salmonidae. Bases 90 to 440 code for a protein of 116 amino acids. Gene Ontology annotation, molecular function: hormone receptor binding; hormone activity. Gene Ontology annotation, biological process: cGMP biosynthetic process; receptor guanylyl cyclase signaling pathway. The record is from RefSeq and is a predicted model, not a curated record.
UUGGAGUAAGGACAGACAUAGAGAACCAAUUGGUUACCUACCGAUAUCAUUUAUCGUGCACAGAGGAAUCCUUUACAAAACUUGUCAGAAUGAACAUCUCGCAUUUGGUGGCUUGUGGACUUAUGAUCACCCUGCUUUCAGUGAGGACAGGGGCGAAGCCUCUAACACCCGCGCAACAGAAGUCUCUUAGAAGUUUGUUGGGGGAGGAGCUGUCGCAGUUCCUGGCGUCUGACGAGAGAGAGCGGAGGAUGGAGAACUUGCGCUCCCGGGUACGCUUGCUACGAGACCUGCGCAUGGAAACUCGCGCCAAAGGCAUGUGGGCGAGCCAGCCCAGCGCACGGAGACACAAACCUAACACCAAGAAAGGGGCCGCGGCCCGGAGUGGCUGCUUCGGACACAAAAUGGACAGGAUAGGCACCAUUAGCGGCAUGGGCUGUUAGAGAUGGCGUAUAGAGACGUGUCGAGCAUUCAGACGACGGGUUCGACAACUUGGAUUCAGUUGGUCCUCGUCUGAGGUAAAAACCAAAAAAGUGACGGAUUUUCGGUACGAAAAACCACGAUGACCACCAUAUUCGAGGACUGAGACAACAAUGAUAAAACCAACCCAUAUGUAUAACAUAAAGAAAGACCAACACACACUACAAGAUGGCGGACAAUGGUGUAAAAACUAGAAACCGCAAAGCUGUAUAUCGCUGCUGCUGUAAAUUCAUGUACUUUAAUUCCUGCAUAAAUGUAUUUAUGUUUGAAAAACUAUUUAUAUGUUUAUAAAAGAGAUAUUUAUAAAUAUUCGUUUUAUUUAUGUAAAAUUUUGAAAUGGAUGCAAACUGCAGGUAAAU